This is a messenger RNA of Gloeophyllum trabeum ATCC 11539, 2799 nucleotides long. RefSeq lists its product as uncharacterized. The coding region runs from base 1 to 2799 and encodes 932 amino acids. NCBI's taxonomy places the organism in Eukaryota, Fungi, Basidiomycota, Agaricomycetes, Gloeophyllales, Gloeophyllaceae. The transcript has 14 exons. The record is from RefSeq and is a predicted model, not a curated record.
AUGACUGCGCCGCACGCAGCCGCCGCCAAGUUCUACCAGGAGGACAUCGUCCGGCUCGUCGACCAGCCCGACGCGCUCGGCAUCGUCCUCCGAUGCUGGCACGACGCCGAGGACCUCCCCCCGCCGACGCACCACCCCGACCCGCUCAUGCGGCCCCUGCAGCGCGGCGAAGUCGGCGUGUCCUUCUUCCCCACCGCCGCCCGCGAGAUCCUCCCCGAGGCGCGCUGCGCGCUCGUCGACCGCACGUUCGUGUGCGGCGACCUCGCGAAGCGCCGCGUCGAGGACGUGCGCAGCGCGGUCGUCGUCGACGUGGACGUGCGCUUCCGCCUGCGCCAUGUCGUGAGCGGCGAGGAGGUGCGCGGGUGGAGGAGGCUGAGCGAGCUCGAGUGGGAGGUCGAUAUGGAGGUGGGGGAUUAUGUCGUUUGUGAUAAUUGGAUUGGGCAGAUUGCAGAGAUGUUCGACGAGGCGACCAUCGAGGUGUCGAAUCACCAGCUCAUCAAGCUGCCCGAGCUACGGUCGGGUCUGACAGUAGGCGACCGAAGCAAGGAGCUCCUGCAGCCGGUUAUGGCCGGCAUGCAGAACCUCCUGCAAUAUUUCAGGGGAGGCAGUAUGCCCCAGCCAAGUAAUGAAGACACCGUCGUGGAUCUCAAGCACACCGUCCUGGCCGUUACCUGGCUCGCCGUCAACCAGUCUCUCGACCCCGCCGAGAUCCAGAACAGCCAGCGGCCCCAGCGCUUCUGGUACGGCGCGGACCUCUCGCGGCUCACGCUCGUGCGCAGCCACAUCGACCAGAUGGUGCGCGUCGGCGACCGCCUGAACCUGCGCCCCGCGCCGGGCCUCGACCUCCCCGUCACGCGGCACGGCGGCGACCCGCCCGUCGAGGUGCGCGCGUUCGUCGUGUCGGACACGGACACGACCGUCACCGUGCUCUGGCAGGACGGCACGCUCGAAAAGUUCAAGUCGACGGAGCUGAUCCCGUACCUGAACGCGGACGAGUACGAUUGCUGGCCCGGCGACGCGGUGUUCCACAAGACGGAGGACGGCACGCGCGCGGCGAUCGUGCAGCGCGUGAACCCGGCCGAGCGCACGGCGGUCGUGCGCUACUUUGACGCGCCGCCCGCGGACGCGCGGGAGGAGCUCGUGUCCGUGCUCGAGCUCGACACGCGCGGGAGCAACGACUGGUCCGCGACGAUCCCGACGCCGCCGGACGGGCUCGGCGUGCACCGCGGGGACAUCGUCUUCAUCCACCGCGCGGGCACGACGAACGGCAUACCGAAGCCGCGCGUGCCGCGCAUCGGCGAGCUCGAGUCGUGGGUGCGCGAUAUGCCCGUGGAUAGCAGGGGCCUCGUGGAUGGGUGGAGGAGGGAGAUGGCGGUGAUCGGCGCGGAUAUUGCGCAGAAGCGCGGGACGCAUGGGUAUGAGGAGGGGAGUGUGCGGCGGCCCAGCAAGGACGACAGCUCUUUGAACUGGUUCGGUGAGGUGUCUGAUUUGCUCCUGGACGGAACCGUAAAGGUUCUACUACCCGACGAGUCCGAGGUCAUCCUGCCGCUCGACCGCCUGACGCGCUUGUACGAUGGGUUGGAACAGCUCGAAGACAUGAUGGCCGACGAGGCGUCCGAGUUUGGGGAGGGAAGCGAGGGCGAGACCGACGAAUACUGGGCGCAGGACGAGAACGGCGUCUGGCGGCCUGCGCAUGACAUCGAUGAUAAAGACGAGUGGGAGGAAGCGGAUGAGGAUGAAGACGAGCCGGAGGAUGCUAUGGACGUGGAUGGGUCUGACUAUGAGGAGACAGAGCCUGUCAUGGAUAUCAGCCCGCCUCUGAUGGACUACACUACAGAGUCGGUGACGCCUCGCCCUUCUGGCGAACAAGCCCUGUCGUCAGAGUCGGCCAUGGAAAAGUCUACUGCGCCGGACGUGCCUGAAGACAUCGCGGCCGACGGUGAAGAGAGCGGCGAACAACCCGCGGAGGAGGACAGAGACGCAAACUGGAAGAAGUUCGAGCUGUUACCGACGACACCGGUGGACCACGCGUUCUAUGCCUCCCCUCCUGCACAACCCUCCAGGAAUUUCCUCGGUCGUCUAACGAAAGAGUACCGGGUGCUUUCGAGCAGCUUACCUGACUCGAUCAUUGUCCGUGCAUACGAGGACCGCACGGAUUUACUACGAUCCUUGAUUAUUGGGCCGGAGAACACUCCUUACGAGGAUGCUCCGUUUGUGAUCGACUGGAUGCUAGACUCGAAUUUCCCAAAUACACCGCCUAUAGCACACUUCCACAGCUGGACGAACGGCAAUGGUAGAGUGAACCCCAACCUGUAUGAAGAGGGCAAAGUAUGCUUGUCUAUCCUUGGCACUUGGGCUGGUGACAAGAACGAAGUAUGGAAUCCUGCCCGAUCGUCGCUCUUGCAAGUCUUGGUGUCAAUACAGGCCCUGGUGCUUGUCAAAGAACCCUGGUUUUGCGAACCUGCAUACGAGAAGUUACGAGGCACUGAGGAGGGCAUGGUCAACAGCCGAUUAUACAGCGAGAAAGCAUAUGUGCUAUCUCGAGGUUUCGUGCGACGUGCUCUAGAGAUCCUUCCUGGAUCAAUAGAGUCGGAGAUACGCUGGAUGUAUUAUACGAAUGGCAAGCUGGAGAAGGUCCUCCGGGAUGCCAACGCCCUCAUCGAGAAGAGCAAGACGAAGUUAGAGGAUAGUUCGCAAGAUCUAGCAGUGCCCCGGUUAACAUCUGGUGGUAUCAUCACUUUGGAGCGGACAUUGACUAAAUUAAAGGCUCUAUUGGAUUCACAUCACGCUUCACUGUAG